UGAAGUCUGCCAUAACUCUACCGUCCUGCUGCCAUGUUGGAUUGAAGGAUCGUUAUUGCUUCGGGAGUUCGGAAUGAAAGUUUAUAAUAUGCCGUCGGUUAAAAGUGGAAGCGUUAAAGAAUAAGUAAUUCACGGGAGUUAACGAUUCGCAUCUGCACCGCUCGCGCGCUGGGAGAAACACUACGUCGGAUCUACUUGUAUGCGGAAUUCCUUACGGGAUGCACGGAGCGCAGGCCAUGUUGAUCUGUGAUUGCACACAUUUCACAUAAAAUUAACUUGUUUAACACGAGACAAACGCUUGCUUUCAUCCGCCUCCUGUUUCGUCAACAUGAGCGGCCACCCGCCCCAGCGGAGGGUGGCAAAUGUCGGCUCCCUGCUUCUGACCCCGCAGGAGAACGAAUGUCUCUUCAACUACCUGGGCAGGAAAUGCAUCACGAUGUGCUCAGCAGUGGUCCAGGUGUACGGAGCAGACAGAAGUUCAUCCUGGGUCAAGAGGUGCUGCGGUGUAGCGUGCUUGGUGAAAGAUAACCCUCAGAGGUCUUAUUUUAUCCGUGUAUUUGAAAUCAAGGAUGGGAAAACAAAGUUUGAGCAGGAGCUCUACAAUAAUUUCGCGACUAAUAACUCGAGGCCAUACUUCAUUACCUUUGCAGGAGACUCUUGUCAGAUGGGACUCAACUUUGCCAGUGAAGAGGAAGCCAAGCGAUUUCGGAGUGCACUGAACGAACUGCUCAACAGGCGACAGAGGAAAACUGAGAAAAGGCGUGACCCACUGAACGGACCGACUCUGCCGAUGGCGACGGUGGACAUCAAGAAUCCGGAGAUAAACAACAUGCGCUUCCACAACAAUUCCCACAUAAACAACAUGGUGCACAGUGGCCUUAACAAGAAGGAAAAGAAGGUCAAAGGCAAGAGGAAGAAACUGACAAAGGCUGACAUUGGGACACCAAGCAAUUUCCAGCACAUCGGUCAUGUAGGUUGGGAUCCCAACACGGGCUUCGAUUUGAAUAACUUGGACCCCGAGCUGAAGAACCUGUUCGACAUGUGUGGCAUCUCAGAGGCACAGCUCAAAGACAAGGAGACGUCUAAGGUCAUCUAUGACUUCAUCGAGAAGAAAGGAGGUGUCGAGGCAGUCAAGAAUGAACUGAGGAGACAAGCACCUCCGCCUCCACCCUCCCGAGGUGGCCCACCUCCUCCACCCCCUCCUCACACUUCUGGGCCCCCACCUCCACCACCCCCGGUCCGGGGACGAGGAGCUCCACCACCGCCUCCACCCUCAAGGGCACCCACAACAGCCCCUCCUCCACCUCCUCCAUCCCGCCCGAGCAUGGGAGCACCUCCACCACCGCCACCCAGCAGAGGCCACCCUCCUCCCCCUCCACCCUCUCCCGCCUCCAUGCCACCUCCCCCACCACCUCCCUCUGGAGGAGGCGCUCCUCCGCCACCUCCACCACCACCACCACCUGGACCUCCACCACCCCCUGACAUGGAUGGAGGCCACAGUGAACCAGUGCCCUCACCCAUGGGCGGCAAGUCGGCUCUGCUGGAUCAGAUCAGGGGAGGCACACAGCUAAAGAAGGUGGAGCAAAACAACAGGCCAGUGUCGUCCAUGGGACGAGACGCGCUGCUUGACCAGAUCCGACAGGGCAUCCAGCUCAAAACGGUAUCAGAUAAUGACUCAGGACCACCCACCCCUGCACAGUCAGCGGGGAUUGUUGGAGCUCUGAUGGAGGUCAUGCAAAAGAGGAGCAAAGCCAUCCACUCCUCAGAUGAAGAUGAGGAUGAUGACGAAGACGAAGACUUUGAGGAUGAUGAUGAAUGGGAAGAUUAAUCCACUUGACACUAAACCCACCUAAUAGAUUCAGUGAUACUAAAUUCAGAAACUUUCCCAAAUUUUACUCAAAUUCCGUGUUUGUUUGUUUGUUUGUUCGUUUGUUUCAGAUCGCUGUAUAUUUUUGUUGCCUUUUCGUUGCUUUUUUAAUAAUCUGUGCAAUACCUCAUGUAAUCUGUAAAGUUUUGUCAUUUAUCCUCUGUAAAAUAAUCUCCUGGAAUAACCAUGUGAAGUGUAACGCCAGGAUUCAUCAUUUCGUUGACCUGAACGUUUGUUUUUCCCUCUGAGCGGGAAAAGGGAGAUGGACGGACGCUCGACGUCCCCAUUAAUUGUUGAAUAAUGAUUUAGAUAACACUAUUUUCAUACCCUACUUUUCUGUACUUUCGAUUUUUCUUAUUCAAAUCCUAGUUUAGCAUUCUUAGAUUUGCUAAGAGGUUCUCCUAUCAGAUUAUGUAUGUCCCUUGUAUUGUUUCCCUUGUAAAUGUACACCACGCUGAUAUAUUGAGGCUAUAUAUAUUUUUGCACGAAUAACAAAAGGAAAUUCACUGCAGGAACACAUUGGCUGAACACUUUAAAUGUGAUUUCGGUGGUAAUCGCGAUCAGACUACGUUGCACGUCACAGAGUUUUCGGUUUCACUUUAUAUUAACAAGGAAAUAAAAUACUGUAGAUUCGAACCGGCAAGUUGCAAGUACAGCUUGCUCCUGAAUACCAUCGAAUUUCCGUUCAUAUUGAGAAAAACAGAAGAAUAGCACUUCAUCAAACACGAUUUAAACUUUAAUUCAUUCAAGGCUUUCAAAGGCAGAUGCUUGACUGACAACUACAUUUAAGGUAAUGAAAAAAACAACAACAAACCUUUGUCUCAUUAAUGCUGGUUUAACAGUAUUUGUCUGUCUGAAUUGAAAUUGCUGUCCUGUAAGGAUAGUGCUGUAAAAAUUGACAUCAGAUCUUACAAGUGGGUUGGAAUGUGGAAUGAAAACACUAAAUUCUAUACUUAAAUAAAUGAUAUUUACAAACCUGA
Triplophysa rosa is the source of this 2847-nucleotide messenger RNA. RefSeq names its product WASP like actin nucleation promoting factor a (gene wasla). Gene Ontology annotation, biological process: actin filament organization. Gene Ontology annotation, molecular function: microtubule binding; actin binding. The transcript has 11 exons. Gene Ontology annotation, cellular component: nucleus; cytoplasm; endoplasmic reticulum membrane. Bases 329 to 1828 code for a protein of 499 amino acids. Lineage: Eukaryota; Metazoa; Chordata; Actinopteri; Cypriniformes; Nemacheilidae. The record is from RefSeq and is a predicted model, not a curated record.